AUGAGAGCCAUCAGCGGGCCCAAUGGCUUCCAGACAAGUUUCGUGACAGUAGAACUCAGCGGGGCGUCUGUGGUGGUCGCUUUGACGUUAUCGUCCAGCUCGCGAUACUCCACAAUAGCCGGCCGGAGAGGGCCCGAUUUGCCACGCGAGUUCAUCGGUUCUAUCAGCGAGCUGGGCAUAAACCUGAGCAUCUACAAGAAAAUGCCCGUCGCAAAGGGAACCAUCCUCGUCACGGGGGCCAACGGUGGCCUCGGCAGUGCCAUAGCAGAACAGAUCGCUUCCAAGGCCGAGCUUUCCGCCUACCACGGGCUCUACACCGUCCGCGACGCGGAACACGCGCCGGCGCUCACCUCCGCACGACGUCUUGUCCCUCGGUCUGACGAAGCUCGAUAA
Molecule: messenger RNA, 393 nt
Organism: Diaporthe citri
Lineage: Eukaryota; Fungi; Ascomycota; Sordariomycetes; Diaporthales; Diaporthaceae
Exons: 2
Coding region: 1-393 (130 amino acids)
Source: RefSeq, a predicted model, not a curated record